Pediculus humanus corporis (human body louse) is the source of this 1413-nucleotide messenger RNA. Its product is annotated as Phosphatidylserine synthase, putative. Gene Ontology annotation, biological process: phosphatidylserine biosynthetic process. Gene Ontology annotation, molecular function: L-serine-phosphatidylethanolamine phosphatidyltransferase activity. Bases 1 to 1413 code for a protein of 470 amino acids. NCBI's taxonomy places the organism in Eukaryota, Metazoa, Arthropoda, Insecta, Psocodea, Pediculidae. The record is from RefSeq and is a predicted model, not a curated record. The transcript has 7 exons.
AUGAUUCAAAAAUCAUCAAAAGCGGCCGUUUUUGAUUCCGCUACUAUAUCUGAAAAUUUUGAUGCAAUAAAUGAGAAAAGAGUUGACGAUAUAAAUUUAGAUAUUUUUUAUAAACCACAUACUAUAACGCUUUUAGCUGUAUCGAUAGCAGCCGUUAUUUACUCUGCUUUUGUUAGAGAUGAAAAUAAUAUUAAUGACAAUCUCAAAGCUGGGAGCUACUGUGUAAUUUUUUUUUUCCUUAUAAUAUCUAUAUUAGCAUUUCCGAAUGGUCCUUUUAUCAGACCUCAUCCAGCAGUAUGGAGAAUGGUUUUUGGCUUAAGUGUUCUAUACCUGGUGUGUUUGUUAUUUCUUCUUUUUCAAAAUUACAAAACUGUUAUGGAAAUUAUUUACUGGAUUGAUCCAGAAUUAAGAACUUUUCAUAUAGAUAGUGAUAAGGAAUAUGGUGUAAAUUGUUCAGACAUCAGUAUUGAAAAAAUUUGGUACCAUUUAGAUGUUUUUGCAUUAGCUCAUUUUACCGGUUGGAUGUUAAAAGCAAUUUUAAUUAGACAUUUAGGCAUAUUAUGGGCUAUCAGUUGCAUGUGGGAAGUUACUGAGAUUGCUUUUGCCCAUUUGUUACCAAAUUUUGUCGAAUGCUGGUGGGAUGCACUUAUUUUAGACAUAUUGGUUUGUAAUGGACUUGGAAUAUGGGUUGGUCUUAAAAUUUGUAAAACUUUGGAAAUGAGAGAAUACAAAUGGGUUAGUAUUAGAGAUAUUCAAAGUACUACGGGAAAAAUAAAACGAGCAGUUCUUCAAUUUACUCCUGGUAGUUGGACUCAUGUACGUUGGCUGGAUCCAAAAUGUACUUACAUGAGAUUUUUUGCCCUUUGUCAGCUAGUGGUUUUUUGGCAAAUAUCAGAAUUAAAUACAUUUUUUUUAAAACAUAUAUUUGAAAUGCCACCGGCUCAUUUUUUGGUUGUCGGAAGGUUAGGUCUGAUUGGUCUCAUAGUUGCUCCUUCUGUUAGGCAGUACUACACUUAUGCCACUAAUCCUAAAUGUAAAAGAGUUGGUACUCAAUGUUGGGUUUAUGGUGCCAUUAUGACUACGGAAGCAAUUUUGUGUAUAAAAAAUGGAAAAGAAUUGUUUGAAAGAACUCAAGCCAUUAACAUUAUCAUAUGGCUACUUAUUCAAUUAUUAAUUUCCAUUUCUUGCGUUUAUGGUUGUGUUUUAUGGCAUCGUUAUUUUCAGAAAAAUAAUGAAAAUGGUCACAAUGCAAAAAAUAAUUCUUCACACCAAAAAUUAAAUAAUAAUCCUAGCUAUGAAUUUGUCACAUCAGAUGAUGAAUGUGAUGUGGCACCGAAAGAUUCACCUGUUUCGAAUACUUUAAAAAAGAGAUUUAAUUCAAAUAUAGAUUCUGAAAAGUACAACAGGAAUUGA